Messenger RNA from Suillus subalutaceus, 840 nucleotides. RefSeq names its product ribosomal protein S5 domain 2-type protein. Gene Ontology annotation, biological process: U5 snRNA 3'-end processing; TRAMP-dependent tRNA surveillance pathway; nuclear polyadenylation-dependent rRNA catabolic process. The record is from RefSeq and is a predicted model, not a curated record. The annotation marks the transcript as partial. The transcript is spliced from 6 exons. NCBI's taxonomy places the organism in Eukaryota, Fungi, Basidiomycota, Agaricomycetes, Boletales, Suillaceae. Gene Ontology annotation, cellular component: cytoplasmic exosome (RNase complex); nuclear exosome (RNase complex).
CCUGAUGCCGGCCCACUGAAUCCCUCCGUAGAGGAUGAAACUCUCCGCGCUCAAAUUUUCCAGAGAUUACACCCUCGCGUUUAUCUUGAAAGGUUUAUCGCCGAGAAAAUCAGACCAAAUGGACGGACGUUUGAUGAAUGGCGCACCUGCUUACGCCAUGAUAUGCUCGCUGCAGGAUCGAUAUCAACGGCUGAUGGCUCUGCUCUUGUACGCAUGGGAGAUACUACGAUUGUUUGCGGCGUCAAGGCAGAAAUUGCAGAGCCCGAGCUCGAUCGUCCUGAACAAGGGUUUUUAGUACCCAACAUCGAUUUGCCCGCAAUCUGCUCUCCAAAAUUCAAACCAGGUCCUCCAACAGAAGAAGCCCAAGUCCUAUCUGAUAGACUGAACGAAGCUCUCGUCGCCUCGGGCGCGCUUUCAUUAUCUUCAUUGUGCAUUCACCCCGGAAAAGCUGUUUGGGCGCUUUAUGUGGACUGCACGUAUGAUGGCAAUGCGUUUGACGCUGCACUGCUUGCCAUGUUGGGCGCGCUUAGAAAUACUACGCUGCCUAAAGCCACCCACAACGAAGAAACUGGGCGCACGACGUGUGCGCGGAAAACUCGAUCGCCGGUACAAUUGACUCGAAAUUUUGCUUCGACGUCUUUUGGAGUGUUAGACACAUCGCACAUUCUCUCAGAUCUCACUGCAUUCGAAGAGCCUCUGAUGGACGUGACGCUGACGGUUAUCGUAGAUGACCGAGGGGAACUUAUCAGCAUUACUGAGUCGGGCGGCGCGAUCUCGGAAGAGACAUUGUUGUGGUGUAUCAAUAGAGCAAAAGAAAGAGCUUUGCAGCUCAGAGACUGA